Messenger RNA from Benincasa hispida (wax gourd), 2501 nucleotides. RefSeq names its product DNA-binding bromodomain-containing protein. The record is from RefSeq and is a predicted model, not a curated record. Gene Ontology annotation, molecular function: protein binding. Lineage: Eukaryota; Viridiplantae; Streptophyta; Magnoliopsida; Cucurbitales; Cucurbitaceae.
AAACCGUAUUAAAUUCUUUUUAAACUAGUUUGGGAUUUUUGUUAUUUCGUUUUAGUUUUUUUCCUUCCACGCCGCAGAGGAGAAAGAAGAAUACGACGCAGAAACAAAGAAACCCUAAUAACAAACUUCUGUAUCUAAUGGAGCAAUUUUCCCUUGUUUGUCUCUCUUUUUCUAUGUGAUUUUUGAAAAAUUAUAAGAGGGAAAAGAGAAUUCAAAGGAUGAUAAACAAGACUGCCUAAUCGGGAAUCUCUAUGCUGUUCUUGUUGUAAUCUAAUGGCGGACAGUGAACAGAUCACCGCCACAUGGGGGACAUGGGAGGAGCUUUUACUGGCUUGUGCAGUCAAGCGCCAUGGAUUUAAGGACUGGAAUUCUGUAGCCAUGGAAGUUCAGGCUCGUUCUUCUCUUCCUCAUCUCUUAACUACCGCCCGUAACUGCGAACUUAAAUUCCAAGACCUUAAACGACGGUUUACUUCUUUUCGAAACGAUGCCGUUUUGAGUCAGAACGGCGCAGGAAUUGCCGAUAAGGUCGAUAGCGCCGUACCUUGGGUUGAUGAGUUGAGGAAACUCCGCGUUGCCGAACUUCGACGAGAGGUCCAGCGCUAUGAUGUUUCAAUCAACUCGUUGCAGUUGAAGGUCAAGAAAUUGGAGGAGGAGCGAGAACAAGGCGUGAACGACAGAGAAGCCAGCACUGGAAAACCAGAUCUAAAAACGGAGUCCAGAGAGAGACGAUCAGAAAACGACAAAAAUCUCUUCGGAGAACCAGACCACCGGUCCGGACCAAACGGAACAGUUGCAAAACCAUCGGCGGUUCCCGGAGAAGAUUCCGACCGGGAGGACUUCUCUGUCAACCAAUCCAAUUCCACCGGUUCCAAAAGCGGCAACCGUAAAAGCACCGCCGAAAUCGCCAAAUCCGAAACCAAACCGGAUUUCGCCGGUUCAUAUAGACCAGAACAGAACCGGAGAGCCGCCGAACCAGCCGGUCCGCAGUCAGAUGACGGCAGUACGGAUACUGUGGUUAAGAACCCGACGUGUGACAUAUCGGAGACAAAAAAGAAGGAAACACAACGAGUCGACGAUUCGUCCGAGUUAGCCGACUCGGAGGCUCAGUCAAACGGCGGAGGCACGACGACGAGGGAGAGCAGCGAAGUACAGAGCUCGGCGAGUUUGACGGGGAGGAUGAAGAGGAAGAGACUCCUCAGGAAGGAGAUCUCCGGCGGUAGCAGCGGCAAUGAACCUCGCCGGACGGCCGCAGUUAAGUCGCAGCGGUUCGACGAGGUUCUGCAGAAGAUACGAGCGCACAAACAUGGCUCCUUGUUCGAAUCUCGUCUCCAAAGUCAGGAAACGGAAGAGUACAAGGCCAUGAUCCGGCAGCAUUUGGACCUAGAAAUAGUUCAAACCAAGAUCAAUUCUGGCUCUUAUUCCUCCAGCCAUGCAUUUUACCGAGAUCUCUUGCUUCUUUUCAACAAUGUGGUUACCUUCUUCCCUAAGUCCUCCAAGGAAUUUGUAGCUGCUUGUCAACUCCGUCUUCUCAUCUCCAAUGAAAUGAAGAAGAGUCUGCAGGUUGCUCGGAUUGACCCGUCACCUGAAGUAGUAGAUUCGUCCCCGAUUCCUUCCCGAUCCAAGGGACCUGAUCUUGAAGGAUCACAGUCCUUGCUUGCCAAGCAGAAGUCAUCUGUUCCUAUAAUAGUUUGUCGGAAACGAAGCAAAAUUUCAUCUAAGCCUUCAUCGACUGGUCUUGGUGAAAAAGGUGAGCGGAGCAAUGAUGAUGAGAAGCCAGCCGUGGAUCUAAAAUCAAGUAUCAAAAUUGUUUCAAACCUUGUUGAAGACGAGGAUACUACAAAAGAUAGCAAGGUUAAAGAGAAACCCAUAACUGGAGCCAGAAGCAUGAGAAGAAGCAAUGAUAGUGCCACAAACUCAAGUGGCCCUAGUAGCAUCAAGAAACAGAAUACGAAUUCCAGAUGGAAACCCAGUUCGGCCAACGAAACAGAGACACCAACCCCAGAUAAGAAAAAAUCUGAGACGGUAGCAUUGGAGAAGAAGCGUAGUGCAGCUGAUUUCUUGAAGAGGAUCAAGCAGAACUCACCUGCAGAGACUAUAAAGAGAAAUGGCAGAGGUGGAAGUAGCAGUGUUGGUCAUGUGGCUCCAGAACAGAAGAAAGGCAGUGGCAAAAGUGAUAAAGGAAAGGAGAAAAUGUCGACGAUGAAGCAAAGCAACGACAAGCGCCCAAAGGAGGAUGCCAGCCCUUCUAAGCGCAGUGUCGGGAGACCGCCUAAGAAGGCAGCAGAGGCUGAUCCCACACCGAUAAAAAGAGCCAGAGAAGGGGGUGGUAAAGAACCUCUCAAGCGGCCGAGAAAAAAAGCUAAACGGUGACGAUCUGUAGUGUUUUGUGUAUACCAAUAGGACGCAAUCUGCAGUGUAUCGAUCUGUAUUGCAUUUAAUUAUUUUUUUUAACUUCUAAUUUGUUACACAAGAAAGUUGGCCACUAUUUUCUUUUAACCAUA